Messenger RNA from Mytilus californianus (California mussel), 1692 nucleotides. Its product is annotated as V-type proton ATPase subunit E-like. Gene Ontology annotation, molecular function: proton-transporting ATPase activity, rotational mechanism. The record is from RefSeq and is a predicted model, not a curated record. Lineage: Eukaryota; Metazoa; Mollusca; Bivalvia; Mytilida; Mytilidae. The transcript is spliced from 9 exons. Gene Ontology annotation, biological process: proton transmembrane transport. The coding region runs from base 99 to 779 and encodes 226 amino acids. Gene Ontology annotation, cellular component: proton-transporting two-sector ATPase complex, catalytic domain.
GAAAUACGUCAUAGUUUGUGAGGUCGACUGCAAUCACGAGAUUUUAGACGACACAUUAACCAAAUCAGAAUUGAAUUACUUGGUUUAUCGGUGGUAAAAUGGCACUCAGUGAUGCAGACGUCCAGAAACAGAUUAAGCACAUGGUUGCAUUUAUAGAACAAGAAGCAAAUGAAAAAGCUGAAGAAAUUGAUGCCAAGGCUGAGGAAGAAUUUAAUAUAGAAAAAGGAAGACUUGUACAACAGCACAGAGUAAAGAUUAUGGAAUAUUAUGAAAAGAAGGAAAAACAAGUAGAAUUACAAAAGAAAAUUCAAAACUCCAACAUGUUGAAUCAGUCAAGAUUAAAGAUUCUGAAGGCAAGAGAAGAUCAGUUAAAGGAACUAUUAGAAGAAGCCAGAACUAAACUACACAAUAUUACAAAAGAUAAAGCUAGAUACAGGAAAUUAUUGGAAGGUCUGAUCACUCAGGGUCUUUUCCAGCUGUUAGAGGGGAAAGUACAAAUUAUGUGUAAACCAGAAGAUACCAGUGCUAUACAGGAAUUACUGCCAUCAGUAACUAAGAAAUACAAAGAUGCUACAAAGAAAAAUGUUGUAGUGACAAUUGAUCAAGAAAAUAGACUAGGUCCAGAUAUAUCUGGUGGUGUUGUAUUACUGGCAGUUAACAAUAAAUUGAGAGUAGAGAAUACAUUAGAAACCAGAUUAGAUUUAAUUAGUCAACAGAUGGUACCAGAACUAAGGAGCAUUCUCUUUGGAAAGAAUCCAAACAGGAGGUUUAUGGAUUAAUGAUACAGAUCUUACUAAACAUUCCAUGACUUUAUCUUAGGCUAGAUUGAGUAAUGAACAUUAGUAUUAUCACUUCUACAGGCAAAUUUCUGGGUACCAUUAAGCUUUGUACCAUUAGACUAAUAUCCUGUAAACUAGUAUUUAUAGUAUCAACUGUCUUAAUUUAAAAAUCUGUUGGCACUUAAGAUUUUUGUAUAAGGGGGUCUUGUUUUUCUUAAAAGAUCCUUAUAGAUUUUUCGAAGUUGUUGUCUAGUCAUUGAGGGGAAAUUAAAUUAUGUCCCCAAAAAAAUAUGAAUACGCCAACUGAAUUACCCAGAAGCGUAUUUGUAUUCUAACAUACAAAUGCCAGUAGCAAAAGUAUAGUUUUAGAUUAGGGGGCUAAAUUUAAAUGAUUUUUGAUUUACCAGAAGUUUAAGACAUUUUUAUGUAUUAGGUUCACAAUGAUGUGAAAUUCAAUACAUAUUACAAUUUUAGAUGUUGGUACAUUGUAACACGAGUGAGAGAAGAAAUUUUGAAGAUGUUUAAAAGAAAACUAAUGUCAUCUUCUCGGAACAUUUUAUUCGGAAUUUAUCUUUGUUGCAAUCAUUAUUCUAGUCAAAUUGCAAUAGAAACAAAAAGGCUUAGAGCCUUAAGAGUAUCUACUUUAUCAUUAGCAUGUUACAUAUUAUAUUUUGAUUUUAACAAAUAAACAGGAUGUGGACAAAGUCUUAGCACUAUGGAUAAAGUGUCAAAAUAUUAAGUAGCUGAAUUUGUAGUGACUAAUAAUUUACACUGUUUAAGACGUAUAGUGAAGUAUGUUAAGUUAUAUGUAAUCAAGUUUAUCUAGAUAUUUUCAUUUAAUCAUGUGAUCAUUUCUCUGGUAGAAAAGUUAAUUGUUUAUUGUCUGUAUGUCUAAUAAAUGUAAAAAAGUUAA